CGUAUUCAAGACAGCAGGAAAACUAUAACCUCUCUCUUUCUCACAUCUGCGUUAAAACGUCACUCGUAGUUAACAAGUCGUUUGCUUUCGAUUCUGACCACCGCGCAGCAGUUUCGUUCGGUCCGUGAAACGUGCAACUAACGCCCUCGAGGAGGAAACAGCAAAAGUGGUAGUGCGCUGGUGACAAUUUUUUGCCGCUGAAGAAAAGUUAGUGAGUGCUUAUAAUUCAAAGCAUUUCUGCCAAAAUAUAUAAAUAAUCUUUUAAUUGUUUGUUUAUGAACCUUGAUACUGGCUUCGUUGAUAGAACAAGUAAUUUCAAUACCUCAGCAGCAUGGCUUCUAAGUCGCAAGCUCGAGUUAAAGCGGAAGGUACGGAGAUUCAGUCCUAUCUGGAGUCGUUCAACAAGGAAAUAGAUGAUGGAGAUAAAGAAGUCAUUCCGUUAGAAAUGGAAGAAGAAGAAGAUGACGAAGAAGAGGAGGGCGGGUGUUACUUUGUCGAUCAGAGUGGAAAUUACUAUUACCAAGCGAGUAAGGAUUCGGAACCGGUAUUGACAACGGCACCUCCGGAUGCUGAAAUUGAAGGUGACGAGGAGGGCAGUGAAAGUGCAGCUACCGAAAAUUGUAAACUAGAGCCGAAAUCGGAGGAUGUAAGCUACGUGUUUAUCGUCCAACAGAAUGAGGCGAAAGACGAUGGCGAUGCAGCCGCAGACGGAGAAGAAGAUGAACAUGUUUAUGACUUUGAAGAGGGUGAUUAUGGUCUGACGGAUCAGAAGCCCAAUGUUAGUAAAAUGAAAACGCAGAGCCUUGGACGUGUGACGCAUAUGUGCAACUACUGCAAUUAUACGACCACUAAACGAUUUUUACUUGCUCGUCACAUGAAAUCGCAUUCGGAUGACAGGCCACACAAAUGUUCUGUUUGUGAACGAGGUUUUAAAACGCUCGCUUCGCUUCAAAAUCAUGUUAACACGCAUACCGGUACCAAGCCGCAUCACUGCAAGCAUUGUGAGAGCAGUUUCACUACAUCCGGUGAACUAGUUCGUCACGUUCGCUAUAGGCACACGCACGAGAAACCACAUAAGUGUCCUGAAUGCGAUUACGCUAGUGUUGAACUAAGUAAACUAAAACGCCAUAUCCGGUGUCACACUGGUGAGCGACCGUAUCAAUGCCCUCACUGUACGUAUGCAUCACCGGACACCUUCAAGCUGAAGCGGCAUUUGCGUAUCCACACCGGUGAAAAACCAUACGAGUGUGAUGUUUGUCACGCUCGCUUCACUCAGUCCAACUCGCUAAAGGCUCACAAGAUGAUCCACCAAGUUGGCGAUAAACCCGUUUUCCAUUGCGAGCUGUGCCCUACGACAUGUGGUCGUAAAACUGAUCUGCGAAUACACGUCCAAAAGCUGCAUACUCCGUUGGACAAGCCUAUGCGAUGUCGACGGUGCAGUAAAAUUUAUCAGGAUCGCUAUUCGUACAAAAUGCACACCAAAACUCACGAAGGUGAAAAAUGCUACAAGUGUGAUCUCUGUCCGUACGCAUCGAUUUCAGCGCGACACCUUGAAUCGCAUUUGCUAGUACAUACGGACCAAAAACCGUUCCAGUGUGACAGUUGCGAUCAGUCCUUCCGACAGAAGCAACUCCUUAGACGACAUGUUAAUCUGUACCAUAACCCGGACUAUAUCGUUCCCGCACCAAAGGCUAAAACCCAUAAAUGUCCCAGCUGUCCUCGAUCGUUCCGACACAAAGGUAAUCUCAUUCGACACAUGGCUCUGCAUGAUCCGGAAUCGUCAGCUCGAGAGCAACAGCAGGCUCUCAAGGAGGGGCGCCAGAAGCGAGUUAGAAUUCGUCUGGAACAUGAAGAUGAAAAUGAUGAAGAUGAAGUCAAUGAACAGAGCGUUAUGACGGUGGAAGGCGAGGAUGGUCAGUAUGUAGUAUUGGAAGUGAUUCAGUUACAAGACGAAGAUGAACAGAACUCUAAGAAAAAGCGCACCUCUGGUAAUAAACAUAUAGAUGAGGAAGCGGAAGAACAGACAGAAACGGAAAGCGAAAGCGAAGAAGACAUUGAUCUACCGGAGAAUAACGAUGAAUUUAUAUUCAAUGAAACGGAUGUGCUCAUGUCGACCUUAGAGCCAAAGGCACAGAAGACACGGUACUCAACCCGCAACAUAAAGAAAAUGAAGAGCGAAGAGGACAUGUCCAAUUGCUUUGGGUUCGAUGAGGACGACGAAAACAGUACAGAUGAUAAAGCAACAAUUACACUCUUAAGUUAAAAACUGGUGUCUUGAAAAGUGGGGAAAUGGUUGAUAGAUUACCAGCGUCUAGAUACACUCAUUUCACGUAUCGUAGGUUAAGUCGGAUGAGAGUAGGUUGCAUCUAGUCUUUAAAAAAUAUUCUAAAGGAUGUGUUAAGUGUAGUAAUUCACAGGAAAAAAUUAAUUACGCUUGUUGUCGCUGAUAACUUAGUUGUAAUAAUUUCUGUAGCUUUUGUUGCGGUGGAAACUGCUGUGCACAUUUGCCAAAUGUGUAUUAAUCAUGAUUGUAGAUACCAUCAUGAAUUGAAAACGACAAAUAUUGUUCACAAUAGGUGAACGCAAAUGUUAUUUUUAUUUGAUAUGCACCCUACGAAUCAUCUUUUUUCUUUUACAUUACAAAUAAAAAUUGAACAAAACAUUUGAA
This is a messenger RNA of Wyeomyia smithii (pitcher-plant mosquito), 2668 nucleotides long. Its product is annotated as transcriptional repressor CTCF-like. The transcript is spliced from 5 exons. Lineage: Eukaryota; Metazoa; Arthropoda; Insecta; Diptera; Culicidae. Gene Ontology annotation, biological process: regulation of transcription by RNA polymerase II. The record is from RefSeq and is a predicted model, not a curated record. Gene Ontology annotation, molecular function: RNA polymerase II cis-regulatory region sequence-specific DNA binding; DNA-binding transcription factor activity. Bases 332 to 2263 code for a protein of 643 amino acids.